AUGGACGACGAUCCGUCGACUAGUGAGCCAAUUGCAGAUGGACAAUUCAAUUUAGUACUUUGCGUCGUAAGUUCAGCAGUGGCUGGCAUUGGAAUCGGACUUUUUGGCUGCCUAUUGUCUGCAGCUGAUCACAUGAAGCGAAGGAAUUCUGGAGUGCACACCAGUAUAGGCCGCACGUUCCAAAUAUGCGGCAUUUGUGGUUCCAUCGUCUUCGGUCUGGCUUCCUUGGUGGGUUUAAUCUUCGGCUCGGUGAGUCUUGCCACAGUGGUGCGAGCUGGCAGCACCUUGCCCUCGAAUGCAAUUUUUAGCCAACUCCUUGGAUUGCGGCCGUUGGUCAGAGAUGAUGUGCUGGGAACUCUGGUCACCAUCUCAGGAAUUGUAAGUUUCACCAUCUUCCAGGGCUGGGCCUUUUAUCAGCACAGUCGUGAGGAGUAUUUGCUCCGAAUCUCCAGUCCUGGGUCCCUCAUUUGGCUCUGUUUCCUGGUCAUUUCCCAGGCAGUCUCAGUUGGUUGGCUUUGCUUGCGCAGCUGCCCGCCACGGGACCGUUCCGAAGAUGCGGCUUCGGCACGGCGACGGGCGGUGGCCACCACCAUGAUCUGCUCCUGCUCAUCGGCCUUUAUGGACCUGGCAGCGAAGGGAUGGUCCUCAUUCAAAGUGCACGGUGACCUUGGAAACCUGGGAGGCAUGAGCCUUGGCUUUUCAUCACCAGUCUUUUGGGUCGCACUAUCGCUGAACGUGAUCUUCCUGGUGAUCUUGCGAUGGGGCACUAUUUAUGGCUGCCGCAAAUGCGAUGUCUUGAUUUUUGUUCCUUUGAAUACCACUGCCAAUAUCAUUAUAAGUGUAGCCAGCGGGAUGAUCUGCCUGGCAGAGUACACAUCUGUGAAGUCAUGGCCUGGUCUGGUCGCCGCAGGGCUCUCAAUGCUCACUGGCAUUUUCAUGUUAGUCACCGGUCCAGCGGACACCGGUUCAGUGGGCUCCCAGGCCAGCUUCAGCGAUGGCACGGAAACAAAAAGCCGUGAUGCAACGCCAAUGUCUAGUCAAGGAGAAGCUGAACACUCCGAGGAGUCAUCUUGCACAGAUCCGGUCACGCCGGCCAAAUUGCGCACCUCAGCAUCCUCGGCACACAGCUUUGUAUAUUUAAACCGCAUCCACCGUCGUGCAGCCCGCACUCGCAGUGCCAUCGUGGCAACGCAUGGACGGGGAGACAGGACACCGGAAAGGAGCCCUGUCACUGAUGUUUGA
Messenger RNA from Cladocopium goreaui, 1242 nucleotides. Lineage: Eukaryota; Dinophyceae; Suessiales; Symbiodiniaceae. The record is from the annotation of a GenBank genome assembly.